This is a messenger RNA of Drosophila nasuta, 881 nucleotides long. RefSeq lists its product as uncharacterized. The record is from RefSeq and is a predicted model, not a curated record. NCBI's taxonomy places the organism in Eukaryota, Metazoa, Arthropoda, Insecta, Diptera, Drosophilidae. Gene Ontology annotation, molecular function: serine-type endopeptidase inhibitor activity. The transcript is spliced from 2 exons. Bases 546 to 854 code for a protein of 102 amino acids.
AAAAAUUAAUUAAAAUUGCUUUUACCCAAAACAUAUACAUAAAAAUAUAUACUGCAAAGUAGAGCUGAUUUGGAUUUGAAACCAAUCCGUAAAAAAAAUUAAAUUGUGAAUCUACAAUCUACAAAAAUUGUGCCAAAAGGUUCGUUGUGAAUCGUUGUGGAAUUUUUGGGACUAGCACACACAAGCUUGGUCUACGUACUGUGCUGAACUCUCACCGAAGUCGAUGUCGAUGCCGCUGUCGAGUAUAAAGAACUCAUAAAUCGAAAUCAACAGAUCCGUAUACUAAGUACAGUAUAGACAUAAAGCAUUAAUCCACUUCAUUUAUAAGCCAAUAUAUAUGGCGAGUAGCUGCGCAUUUUCACACAACUUCGUCGCAGCCAUUGACGACAGGGAAUCUAUGGAAAUUCAGAUGAUAUCUGUGCCAGCCACAGUCCAAAGCUGAAUACACACAAAGGAUCAAAAGAAGCAGACUUAAGCUACAGCUACAGCUACUGCGACUAUCACUGUCAUCAUCACUUCUGCCAGAUAGUAUUUUAAAUUGCAAAAUGAGUCGAGGAAUGCAAAUGUCCAUGCUGAGCCUGAUCACGCUGUUGUUUCUGUGCCUGGAGCUGCACAUGAUUGCGGCCAAGACACGCGAUCUGUGCCAGGUGAAGCCAAGCACGAGCAGCCUCUGCGUGCCCUCCACUCUGGGCAUUUACUAUGACAUAGAGACACAGCACUGCAAGUACAUGGGUUGCAGCAAUAAGCGGCUGUUUAACACACUCGAGGAUUGCGAGAAGAUUUGCAACAAUCCGCGACACGUGAAGCGGCGCACUAACAUUAACAACAACAAGGCGAAUCAAACAACAAAUUGAAUAUACUACUUAGUAAUCGCAAACAAA